ACACAGACGAUAAACAAUGUAAUUUCAUCUCUGCUCCGCAUAAUUUCCCCAAUGUCGCAACUUCAUCUCCACCAUCUUUCUCCUCCCGAAUCUUCUCUCGGCAGAUGCUAUAGUCUCCGGCCUCUUCCUUCUUUCCGCCGCCGUCGGGUAGACGUACCUCCGGCGAGACCGGUGAGUAGCUGUCGGCUCUCUCGCAGUGUAGUGCCCAACUCCGUGUUUCGCGGUCCCGCCGUCGCCAGGUGUCGGAGGACCAUUUGCAGGCUCAGCGGAUCCGAUAUUACACCACAAUUGGAGCUCGGUAAACCGGAGGAUAGACAGAAACCGCAGAAGCGGGUCAGCGGCAUAUUUUGGAUCAUACUUCUUAAUCUUGGCAUAUAUGUAGCAGACCAUUUGUUUCAGGUUCGCAUCAUCAAAUCUCUGUACUUAUAUCACAAUUGGCCGGCCUGGUACCAGUUUGUGACAGCAACUUUCUGCCAUGCUAACUGGAAUCAUCUCUCGAGCAAUCUUUUCUUCCUGUACAUCUUUGGUAAGCUCGUUGAAGAAGAAGAAGGAAACUUAGGUUUGUGGCUCUCUUACUUGUUCACUGGCGUUGGAGCAAACCUGGUUUCUUGGUUAGUUCUACCGAGAAAUGCAGUUUCUAUUGGAGCCUCGGGUGCUGUUUUCGGCUUAUUUGCAAUCAGUGUCCUUGUUAAGAUGUCUUGGGACUGGAGGAAGAUACUCGAAGUGCUUAUAUUGGGUCAAUUUGUUGUAGAGAGGGUAAUGGAAGCGGCUCAGGCUUCAGCUGGAGUAUCAGGAACUGUAUACGGAGGCUACUCUCUGCAGACCGUGAAUCACAUUGCGCAUCUCUCUGGCGCUCUUGUAGGCGUUGUCUUAGUAUGGCUUCUCAGCAGGUUUCCAUCCGAACCUACAGAUCAAAAGGUGAAAAAACCCCACAGAAGAUGAUGGUGGGAAUGUUGAAUUGAAACCUUAUGGCCAGGCCAGGUACAUAUUUACUGUCUUUUAGAUAUUAUCUCAAGAACGUGUGGAAUUGAUGAAUGGGGGCACUAAACCCGCUUCUUGCAAGCACUAAUUCUUCUGCAGAAUGUAGAUCCUCGUCAUUGGAACUUAUUUAAGAGGAAUUGAAUGCCCACUGACAAGAACUACACUGUAAUCAAUCCUUUUGAAUGUACACGACAAAGAUCUUUCAUGGGAUUAACACUAUCAGAAGAAGAGAGUCGAAUCUGCCAUGGACAUAGAAGACAACUGGGUGAAGCUGGUUUUGUCCUUCAGUUCAGACAAAACUGUACAAGCUGGCUGCUAAAUUGAUCUGGAGCCCCUUUAGUUUACACUUUACAUGUUUGAAUCGUUCUUUACGCUGUCU
This is a messenger RNA of Tarenaya hassleriana, 1360 nucleotides long. Its product is annotated as rhomboid-like protein 11, chloroplastic. Gene Ontology annotation, molecular function: serine-type endopeptidase activity. Bases 52 to 942 code for a protein of 296 amino acids. Lineage: Eukaryota; Viridiplantae; Streptophyta; Magnoliopsida; Brassicales; Cleomaceae. Gene Ontology annotation, cellular component: membrane. The record is from RefSeq and is a predicted model, not a curated record. The transcript has 7 exons.